UCGGUACAAGCUGCCUUGUUUAGAUCUAUUGGUCUUCUCUUUGGGGAGCUUGUAAUGAAUACGAAAGUAGAGAAGACGAACUCUGAUGGUGAUUCGUUUCGUUCUUGGAUGGUAUCGAAUGCAGUUAAGUGUUAAUGGUGCAAAGUUUUUACCAUCUUUCAGACUUAACAUAGAUAAGGGUAGUUGUUGGAUUCAAGAUCUUUCCUAUCACACUUCGAACUUUAUGCCGAAGAAAAAACAGAAAGAUGAAUCCAAAGAAGCUGGAUUGGGUAAGGGAGCCAGGCAUGACACACAACCAGUUCAUCAGAACAAGGACGGUACAGUGUCGGUUAACAUCUUAGCCAAGCCGGGAGCCAGGCAGAAUGCAAUCACUGAUAUCUCGGAGGAAAGUGUGGGAGUCCAGAUAUCAGCGCCCCCUGUUGAUGGUGAAGCAAAUGCAGAACUACUAAAAUUCAUGUCGAAGACACUGGGAGUUAGAAAGUCUGAUGUGGUAUUAGAAAAGGGCUCAAAGUCUCGCUGUAAGACCCUGCUGAUUCAUGGGAAGGGUGUAGAGGAAGUUCUGACCCAAAUAAGAACUCAGAUGCGGAAUGAUCAGUGACUGUACGCAUAUAAGGUCGAUGAUAUAACUUGAUCCGGGGGCCAGCAUGUAUUGUUGACCGUCCCUGAGGUUGAAUUUCUGUGUGUGGAUAAAUAUAACAGCCCCAUGCUCAGGACUCAAUACAUCGAUGUACUCAUCGGGCUCAAUGUUCAGUCUCAGCUCAAUCUUGCCUACAGACAGAAGAAGUGAUCAGUUUAACACAGGACGAAUAGUGCCGACUUCUUGUACAAAUAGUGUUCCUCCUAAACACAAAACUCUUUAUAAUCUUUCUGUUUGGCCCCUUUUGCUGUUUGUGUACUUAGAUAAAUAUUAUGUUUUUGGUUAUACAAUGUACUUGGAUGAAUGAUGGCAGAUUUUUUAAACAGCUUUUUAAAGAUGAGAAUGUUUUUUGUAAGUGGCGAAUAACUCAUUAUAAUACGAUUUGUAUUUCAAUCAAAUAUGUGUAUUUACAUUAUGAAAAUGUUCAUAAAGAUAUCAAAAAUGAAAAGCAUACAUUAUAUAGUGUAUCAAAGAGUAGUGUUUGCCCAGGAUUUUGCUGUUUUGUACACUGAGUGUGUAACUUUAUGGAGCUUCUGAGUCAGUGUUGACAAUGGUGAAUACCUGAAGUUGUUCAGUCCAGUAAUAAAAUGGCUUAACAUGAAUAAAAGUUCUCUUUUAUAAAUUUUA
Messenger RNA from Magallana angulata, 1264 nucleotides. RefSeq names its product UPF0235 protein C15orf40 homolog. Lineage: Eukaryota; Metazoa; Mollusca; Bivalvia; Ostreida; Ostreidae. The coding region runs from base 86 to 598 and encodes 170 amino acids. The transcript is spliced from 5 exons. The record is from RefSeq and is a predicted model, not a curated record. Gene Ontology annotation, cellular component: cytoplasm.